Cuscuta campestris is the source of this 1997-nucleotide messenger RNA. The record is from the annotation of a GenBank genome assembly. Lineage: Eukaryota; Viridiplantae; Streptophyta; Magnoliopsida; Solanales; Convolvulaceae.
GGAAAUUGCAUGGCCAUGCUGAGAUGCUUUUAUGACGUCUGUUCCUAUUAGUCAGACUUGAUAAAUCAGUGAAUGACUUAAUGGAUACAAGCUGGAUUUUAUUAAUCCCUUGCAUUAAGUUUAGACAUUGAGACAAAGGGAUACAGUUACACUGAGUCUGAGUCGUGGAAAGAGGUGCAUUACCAGUGAAAAACCCAAAACGAAAACUACUCCAUAUGCAAAUUCAUUCUGCAGAUUUUUCUUCCCUUUGCUACUACUCCAUAUGAAAAUUCCUUCUGCAGGAAGAAAUCCUUGGCAGGAGCACAAGAGGAGACCGGCAGUACCGAACUAACACUACACCCACCCCAUUUUAUACUCGAUUCCACCAUCCACCAUCCAUUAUUUAUUAUUUAUUUAAACUUUUUUUAAUAUCUUGUCUUUGUGAAUGGUGAGGAUGGAAGGGUACAAAUGGAUAGACCCUACCCUAGCAUUUUUCCAUCCCAAUUGCCUUAUAAACACCGUAGACACUAAUCCUUAGGUUCAUCUCUCGAUCUCCAUCUUCGUCGUCUCUCUCCCUGGUUACCUGAGGUAUCCGUCGCAGCGUCGUCAACUCUCCUUCCACUCUUUCACAUCAUCCAGUUGUCCACUCGUCGCUGCCUUCGCUGUUGGAGGUCGCCGCAACGCUGCCUGGGAUCUGUCACUCGCCGGCGUCGAUUCGUUGUUGCAGAGUGAUUGUACAAAGAGAAAGAGUUGGAGCGAGUACUCUUGGUGGAGGAGAAGAGGAGGGUCAAUAAUAAAAAAGAGAAAGGGAUGAAUCAGCAAAAGCAAGCCAAGGAAGCUUAUGAAGGCAUCAAAAAGAAAGAUAUCAAGAAGGCACAGAAUAAGAAGGACCAAAAUGGUGGGGAAAAAGAGGCGUGGGGAAAAAGAAUGAAAGACGAGAAGAUACUAGUGCGGUCGCAUGCUAUUCAAGCACAGGUGGAUGAUGAUGGCAAUAAUACAAGUCGGAUUCAUUCUAUAAGAACCGAAUUUCACAUGAUGAAUCUGAAAGGGAAUGAACUUGACCGGUGUUGCUUUCCUUCUCUCUAUUUUUUGGGUUCUAUGGUCGUUUCGGGCUCUCAUGUCUACAUUGUUGGUGGUUUUGAUACUUCUGUUGACCACUUGGUUCAAAAACCGGGAGAGCAUUUGUAUUUGGGUGGGGCUUGNCCUUUUUGUGCUGCCCUUAAUGGAAAGAUAUACAGUUUUGGGUUCUAUCGUCCUAGUCCAGAGGUUUAUGAUCCUGCUGUUGGGGACUGGACAUUUUUCUCUGCACCUUUGCCUUCUCAUCUUGCUCGUUCUCAAGUACUUUGUGUGCUUCCUGACUCUGCCAACAACCGCAUCCUUUUGCAGUUGUCCGGUGGUGACCUCGUCGAGCCUUCCCUAUACGCCUUCUACCCCCCCGACGGAAGCAGUGGUAGUCAUUGGAAAUGCGUUGCCCCGAGUUUCCGGCAAUUGUACCACAUCGCCACGGUUGCUGACGACGUGCUCUUCAUUCAUAACCGCAAGAAGUACCGCUCCUUGAUUCUUGGGGCCUAUGAUUUAGUUAGCAGUAUUUGGUUGGAUGUGGAGUGGACCUCACCCUUUGAAGACAAUGUCGAUAAACUAGUUGCUCAUAGGCAGUUUAAAGCUGUGUUUCCUUUUGGACCCUGGACUUUGUGCUUUGCUCUUUGGACCCCUGAAGAUGUUCUUUUUCCUGAAGUGCCGUCUGAUAAAACAAGAGUUAUCUACCUCAAGGUUCAAGUUGAACGCACUGGUUCUACCAUAUACCUCUCUCCACUUUCCAGCCACACCUUUGACCUACCCAACACUAUCAGUGUGAUUGAUUUCAUCCCUGUUUAAUUAUUAGAAAAGGUACUCUUUUACCCGUCUGAUUUAUGAUGUAUCUAAUGAUUAUUACUGUUUGACAUUUUGAAUUCAAUUGUUGCAUUUCUUUUGAUGUUUUUUUUGGCCACUUCACUCUCGAAUACAGGAUGCAUGCCUUG